This is a messenger RNA of Dermatophagoides pteronyssinus (European house dust mite), 2169 nucleotides long. RefSeq names its product serine/threonine-protein phosphatase 2A 56 kDa regulatory subunit gamma isoform-like. Gene Ontology annotation, molecular function: protein phosphatase activator activity. NCBI's taxonomy places the organism in Eukaryota, Metazoa, Arthropoda, Arachnida, Sarcoptiformes, Pyroglyphidae. Gene Ontology annotation, cellular component: nucleus; cytosol; protein phosphatase type 2A complex. Gene Ontology annotation, biological process: protein dephosphorylation; signal transduction. The record is from RefSeq and is a predicted model, not a curated record.
UGGUGGUGGUGGUGAUCAUGAUUUGAUGGAUAAUUCUGAUAUUCAUGAUAAUGAUAAUAAUAGUGAGAAAUAUAUUAAUUAUUCAUCAUCAGAUUCGUCAUCAUCAUCCCAUCAUCAUGUACCGGUGAUAAUGUCAUUGAAUUUAAAAAGUAAAAAUGAAACAUCAUCCAUAACCGGUAGCGGUGGCCAUAGUGUUGGUGGUGCUCAUAGCGUUUGGACAACAAAUCAACCACAUUCACCUGUUGCAGAAAGACGUGAACGUAGAUUAAGUGCAUCACGUUUCGAAAUAAGUGAAAAUCGUGAAUUAAUAAAAUUACCACCAAUCAAAGAUGUACCCCUGAAUGAACGUGAAGAAUUAUUUAUACAAAAAAUUCAACAAUGUUGUGUUUUAUUUGAUUUUAGUCAAGAUCCAUUAUCUGAUCUCAAAUGGAAAGAUAUUAAACGACAAACAUUACAUGAACUAGUUGAAUAUAUUGUUACACAGAAUAAUGUUAUUACUGAACCUAUUUAUCCAGAAGUUGUUCAUAUGUUUUCAACAAAUGUAUUUCGUAUAUUACCACCAUCAUCAAAUCCUAAUGGUGCUGAAUUUGAUCCGGAAGAAGAUGAACCAACAUUGGAGGCGGCGUGGCCACAUUUACAAUUUGUUUAUGAAUUUUUUCUAAGAUUUUUAGAAUCACCCGAUUUUCAAGCAUCGAUUGCUAAAAAAUAUUUUGAUCAAAAAUUUGUUUUACAAUUAUUGGAAUUAUUCGAUAGUGAAGAUCCACGUGAACGUGAUUUUCUAAAAACAUCAUUACAUCGUAUUUAUGGAAAAUUUCUAGGACUUCGUGCCUAUAUACGAAAACAAGUGAACAAUAUAUUCUAUCGUUUCAUCUAUGAAACUGAACGACAUAAUGGCAUUGCAGAAUUAUUGGAAAUUUUGGGAAGCAUUAUAAAUGGCUUCUCAUUACCAGUGAAAGAAGAACAUAAAGUAUUUCUACUCAAAGUUUUGAUGCCAUUGCAUAAAGUAAAAUCAUUGAGUGUUUAUCAUCCACAAUUGGCCUAUUGUGUUGUACAAUUUUUGGAAAAAGAUCCCAGCCUUACAGAGCCUGUGAUUAAAAGUUUAUUGAAAUAUUGGCCAAAAGUACAUAGCCCAAAAGAGGUUAUGUUUUUAAACGAGCUUGAAGAAAUUCUUGAUGUGAUCGAACCAACUGAAUUUCAAAAAGUUAUGGAACCUUUAUUCAAACAAUUAGCCAAAUGUGUUUCAUCACCACAUUUUCAGGUUGCUGAACGUGCACUUUAUUAUUGGAAUAAUGAAUAUAUUGUUACAUUGAUGAGCGAUAACAUACAAGUGAUAUUACCAAUUAUGUUUCCAGCAUUAUAUCGUAAUGCAAAAUCACAUUGGAAUCGUACAAUACAUGGUCUUAUUUAUAAUGCACAAAAAUUAUUUAUGGAAAUGAAUCAGGUUCUAUUUCAUGAAUGUGUUCGUUCAUUCAAAGCUGAUAGACAAAAAGAGAAGCUUAAAAUUAAAGAACGAAAAGAAGCAUGGAAAAGAAUGGAUGAUCUUGCCAAAAAGAAUCCAACAUUUGAAGAAAUAUCAACAACAUUAAACAAUUGUGAUGAUCUUUAUCUAUUUUCAUCAAUGUCCAUCGACCCUUAUAAUGUGAUUGAUGAUGAUGAUUUAUUAUUGGGUGAUGAUGAUCUAUUACCAGUUACAAAUAAUAGUGAUAAAUCUUAUACUCAGAUGGCCGAACCUGAUAGUGAUAAUCUUAGACGUAAAUUUAGAGAAUAUCGUAAAUCAAGACCACAUAUUGAUCUCUCAGCAUUACAAUUAUCAUCAAUGGAACAGGAUUAUAAAAAUACAAUCGAAAAUGGAAUCGAUAAUAAUAAUGAUAAUGAUUCAAAUGAUAAAGAUAAUAAUGAUAAUUCGGCUAAUAAUGAUACAAUGAUGACCAAUGAAAUGAAUACCGACAAUAAUAAUGAUAAUAAAGGAAAUAAUGAUGAAAAUAUUAGUCAGAAAAUAUCGGCAAAAAAUUCCGAUACAAAUUCCGGAAAUACCAUGGUAACAAUGAUCAAUGAUAAUGGAGAUAGAUAAACUUUUAAUUAUUGUUUUUCAAUCAAUAACAACAACAACAAUUUUUUAUUAGCUUAAACAAAUGUCGUAUAAAUAGUAAAUACUAAAUGAAACAAUUU